AACAGCUGAUUGCAGUGACAGUCAGAUCUUGGAAGAUAAAACCGAGUUGAGUUGUGGCCUGGAUCCCUUGUUAAAAAUUCCUCUUUCGUGUUAAGGUUCUUAAAAGUUGAAAGGUGGAACUAAACAGUCUUCAAUUAGGAUGUCCCUUCGCCAGUUAGUUGAGCCCGACUGCGGGGGUGCAAACCCUCUAGUGAGACUGGGGACUCAUGUGACCAGGGACUCUGCGUAUAAGGAUGAAGGUCUUGGCCGCGGAAGUCAAGGACUAAUUUCACGAGACGUUCUUUCUGAGGAUCAACUGGUGAAUGAGUUUCUAGGACAAAUUAACGCACCCACUCAGACAUUUCGGAUGGAUGCGUUGCUGCAAGAAAUGCGUGAGAUGGAUGCACAUAACUUCCAGGCAAAUGUUGUUAAAGCUCCACUUGUAAUAGAUGAAGUAAAUAGCGGCGCAGAAUGGAUAAGGGAAUAUUCUUUUGAGAAAAAUUCAGAUAACCAGGCAGGCAAUAUGGAUUUUAAUGAGUUUUGGAAUACAAGGCUACCCCCACCUGGUCAUGUACAGCAAAAAAAUGUUCAAUGGGUUCAAGAGUUUUUUGAUGUAAACCAAAAUGGAGAGACUACCGAUGGAUUAGCUUCUUCAAUAAAUUAUAAUGAGUUUGCCAGAUUUCAAGAUUCAGUUGACGGGGCUAUUUUAGAUGGUCCUGUGAUUUCAAACAAUGAACCUUUAAAAUCUGAUGAAGCGCUUUCGGCGAAAUGGCUAGAGGAAUUUGAAAACAAUAAAAUGGACGAGGCUGCGAGAUCUGAAGAAUAUAACCAAAAAUUCUGGGAUAAAUUACAAGAUGAAUGGAAGAAAAUAUCAGAAGAUAAUGAUGCUGAACAUCCGUGGCUAAGUGAAUUCACUGAUUAUUAUGACCCAUACAAGGAGUAUAGUUUUUCUGAGGAAAACCCGAUGCUUAAGGACGAAAAUGCCCUUGAAAAGGGGAAGGAGUUCUUAAAACAAGGGGACAUACCGAGUGCAGUUUUAUGCUUCGAAGCAGCCGCUAAACAAAGUCCUGAAAAUGCGGAAGUUUGGGAAUUGUUAGGUAAAUCACAGGCUGAAAACGAAAUGGAUCCUAACGCUAUUGCUGCUCUGAAAAAGUCUUUGGAGCUGAAUCCGAACAAUCCGUCAGUUUUAAUGGCCUUGGCAGUUUCUUACACAAAUGAGAGUCUGCAAAGUCAAGCACUGAAAGUUCUGGUCACCUGGUUACAUUCCAACCCUGGUUACAAACAUCUUGUACCAUCGAAUCUUAUAUCAUUUGAGGAAGGAUCAGUAACCAGUUCAAUAAUUCGCGGACCAGAAUUAAAAGAAAUUCAAAAUAUAUUCCUUGAAGCAGUAAAACAAAAUCCAAAUGAAAUCGAUGCAGAUAUUCAAGAAGCCUUAGGUGUUCUUUUUAAUCUUUCAUCAGAAUAUGAUAAGGCAGUUGACUGUUUCCGUGCUGCGGCUCAAGUUCGGCCGGAUAACGCGAAAAUUUGGAAUCGUCUUGGGGCAAGUUUGGCGAAUGGGAAUCGGUCAGUAGAAGCUGUGGAUGCAUAUCAGAGGGCUCUUGAAAUCGAACCUGGGUUUAUACGUGCUCGAUACAAUGUUGGAAUCAUUUGCAUGAAUUUGAAAGCUUACAAGGAAUCAGUGGAACAUUUGCUGACCGCAUUAAAUAUGCAAGCCACUUCUUUCACCCGUUCUGGCCUUGCCGCGGCAACGGAGAGUUCCAAUCAAAUGUCGAAUACUAUUUGGAGUACCUUGAGAAUGGUUGUAUCAUUGAUGGGCCGUCGUGAUUUGCAAGAGUCGUUGGACGCUAGAGAUUUGAAUGCAUUAAAUUUGGCGUUUAAUUCUGCAUGAGUUCAGUACAUAUUUUUCUGUUGUUAUUAACACAUACUUUUAAUUAUUUUUAAUUGAACCGAAUAUACAUAUAUAUAUGGCUUUUGGGAAAUCCA
Messenger RNA from Hermetia illucens (black soldier fly), 1962 nucleotides. It is a transcript of the gene Pex5, whose product is annotated as peroxisomal targeting signal 1 receptor. Gene Ontology annotation, molecular function: protein binding. Bases 140 to 1867 code for a protein of 575 amino acids. The record is from RefSeq and is a predicted model, not a curated record. The transcript is spliced from 8 exons. NCBI's taxonomy places the organism in Eukaryota, Metazoa, Arthropoda, Insecta, Diptera, Stratiomyidae. Gene Ontology annotation, biological process: protein import into peroxisome matrix, docking. Gene Ontology annotation, cellular component: peroxisomal membrane; cytosol.